CUCUCUCUCUCUCUCUCUCCAAUUCUUGUUCGGUGUGUAGAUAAACACUCCUUCGGAUCCUCUAAUCCUCCCCCACGCUCUCACGCCGUUUCUUUUCCGAAUUUCAAAACUCUCUCUCUCUACAAUGUCGACGUUCUCACUCCUCUCUCUCUUGACGCCUCUCUGCGAUUCCUCUAGCAAGCCAUUCUCUCUCUCCUUCUCCAGAUUCGUUGAAUUUUGUUGUCUGUAUCUGAUGGAAUUGCUUCGAGCGAUGAGUGCAUCUACUUUCUUGAUUUCUCAUACUCCUAUGCAUGCCUAUAGUUUUUGUUUUUAGUUUCUCAUAUGCGUCGAUUUCUCAUGCUUUCACUACAACUUAGGUGCGUGUAUAUAUAAUUUAUAUAGGGCUGCUGCUGCUUCUUCAUCUUCAUCUUCAUUUUUUUUUUUUAAUUACUGUUUUUAACGUUAUGUUCAUGCGGCAUUAACCUAUCGGCUGUCACAUGUAUCACGUUUUUGCUUAUUAUGUGUUUCUGUUUUUGUUUUUCGUUGAGGAAAAUUUCCGUUUCAUUAUUUUUUGGUUUCUUUUCUAUUUCAGGUUGAUGCAAACAGAGAGAGCAAAAACUUUAGCCCCUUUGCAGUUCUGGACUAAGGCCCUUUGAAGCCCGAUGACUAUCUGGCUUGGAUGUUCUUUUCCAGCUUUAUUUUUUGGGUAAUUAGUAAAUGGCUUACAGGUAGUGUUAGGGAAAUAUGUUGUGGAUUUUAUUUUCAUAGAUUAGUUUCCUCGUGCUCGGCGGCUGUAUAGCGAGAUCCAUAGCUGGCGGCCGGAAAACUUAAGCGCUCCCAGUGCUGUCGAAGUACAUGGUUCCGAUCCUCAUUUUGGCUAAGGGAGAGAACCUAAGGACGUCGAGGGAGGCGGCGAUAGUGGUGCCGUAGAGGUACGGGCAGCCGUCACCUAUUGCAGGAAGGAAGGAGCCGUCGCCAAGCACGAGGAAGCUGUCGAUUUCGCCGGGGAGGAGGUUGUCCGGCGGGAUUAGGGUUUCGCCCUUCGGGUUGGAUUCGGCUUAUAAGAAGAAGAUGGCGAGCAUAGCUGCUGGGAUUUCAAAGGUUUCGGGGGCACUUGUGGGGUCGGGGAAGGGGAGUAGGAAUAAUUGGGAUGGGUUACCGGUGGAGUUGGUCGGUCGCAGCCUCUGUUGAGGUGAAAGAGAAGGGUUCUACCAAGAACAAGCCAGAUUUGCAAGCUAUUUUGCGAACUCAACUGUUGAAGGGCCUGUUAUUCUAGAUGAGAAAAAUACUACUGUCAACCAUAUUGGAGUGGCAUGACGCAGAAAUUGCAUGUUUUGUUAGUAAGGAAAAUGCUUCUGACGAAGGUCCUGUAAGUGCUGUCAAUACUUCUGGUGGAUUUGAUUCCUUUCUUGAUCUUUGGGAUACAGCCCAAGAAUUCUAUUUUGACAUUCACUUUAGCAAAAGACAGAAGGGGAAUUCCAGUGUCCCUUUUGAAAUACACGGCAUAGCAAUCUGUUGGGAAAAUUCUCCAGUGUACUAUGUCAAUCUUCCUAAGGAUCUAUUUUGGUUUAAGAGAAGGAAUGAUACCUUGUCCAUGAUUAUUUCUGGUGAUGGUGAUGAUGUUUUGGCACCGAAGCAUUGGUUUGAAUUUGCAAUGCAAAAAUGGAAUAGGAUUGUAAUGAUCAUGGAGAGAAAAGAUGUGAAAAAGUUUACUUGGAACUUAAAAGUUCAGAUUCAGGUGUUUAAAGUUCCUGCUGUUUCCAUUCAGAGAUUAGGUAGCCUGAAUCUUGCUGUGAAAACUUUGGGUCUUGAACUUCUUGACAGCUCAUACCAAUGUUCUAAAAAUUGCUAGGCGCUAGUCGGGCGGAAGAGGGGCGCCUAGUGCCUAGGUGUUGACUAGUCGGCCGCCUAGCACCUAGGUGGGGCCUAGGCGCCCGACUAGUUAGCUGUCUAAUCUAGGCGUUGAACCACCGCCUAGCACCUAGGCGGGGAGUAAUUGGCCUAGGCGGCCGACUUUUAGAACACUGGCUCAUACUAUGUGUUGUCCCCGCUUUUCGUAUGGGAUGGACUCGACAUGUGCAUUGUAGCAUGGAUCUUGUGGCCUGACGAGGAGAGAAGCUCCAACUCCAAUCUGGAAAAGGCAAUUAAGAAAAGGUUAUCUAGUGAGGCUGCAACGGCUGCUAGUCGGAGUGGUAGAUGGAAAAA
Molecule: messenger RNA, 2184 nt
Organism: Rhododendron vialii
Lineage: Eukaryota; Viridiplantae; Streptophyta; Magnoliopsida; Ericales; Ericaceae
Product: helicase and polymerase-containing protein TEBICHI-like
Exons: 4
Coding region: 1256-1831 (191 amino acids)
Biological process (GO): DNA-templated DNA replication; double-strand break repair
Molecular function (GO): nucleic acid binding; DNA-directed DNA polymerase activity
Source: RefSeq, a predicted model, not a curated record